Messenger RNA from Bipolaris sorokiniana ND90Pr, 4779 nucleotides. RefSeq lists its product as uncharacterized. NCBI's taxonomy places the organism in Eukaryota, Fungi, Ascomycota, Dothideomycetes, Pleosporales, Pleosporaceae. The record is from RefSeq and is a predicted model, not a curated record. The transcript is spliced from 4 exons. Gene Ontology annotation, molecular function: lipid binding. The coding region runs from base 128 to 4573 and encodes 1481 amino acids.
GUGCUUCCCUCUUUUUAACCUACACUCACCUCCUUGCCCGCCCAAUUCCACCCGCCCCAUUGCACGCCCUGGUCCUCUAGUUGCUGUCCAACGCCAGCGGGUCGGGUCUCCGCUCCACACCCCCAGCAUGGCUACCGCCUCGCGGGAAUCAGAGCUGAAGCAGCAAGGUGUCCUCGAAGCAGCACAAGACCCCAACAAUUCUAUUACCGCGCGCCAGGCAGAGCAAUCAAUUGUCAACCAGGCGCAAGCCGCGGGCAGCGUCGCCUAUCAAUUCGACCCGGAUGCCAGUCCUGAGCAGAAGCGGGCACAGGCUAGAGCCAAACUUCCACCUGGCUUCCACCGCGAGCACAAAGCGACCGCACUCGUAUCAGACGCCGACGCCGACGGUCCUGCCCAAUACGACCUGCCCACGCCCACCAAGGCUGGCGUAAUCCAGACACCAGACGGUACAAAGGCAAACGGUCACGCGUCCGAGCAACUCGACGAAGAUGCGCGGUGGGAGCGAGUUGGAUGGGCCCCACGGUUUGGCAUGCCAGGUUCGGAGAACAAGGACGAGGACGAGCCCUCUUUGGCAGACCAUCAGACAUGGCUCGAGGGCAAGCUCGAGGACAAGUUCUUUGGUGACUGGUACCACAAUACCGGCAUCAUCAUCUUUGCCUGUCUGAGCUCGUGGGUAGUGGGCAUCCUUGGUGGCGGACUAGGGUGGAUCAUGAUCUUCAUGGCCAUCUGUGGAACCUACUACCGGACAUCCAUUCGCCGCGUGCGUCGCAACGCUCGAGAUGAUCUCAAUCGCGAAAUGGCCAAGAACAAACUGGAGACGGACAAUGAGAGUCUCGAGUGGAUCAACAGCUUCCUGGUAAAGUUCUGGCCCAUUUAUGCGCCCGUCUUGUGUGACACCAUUGUUGGCACCGUCGACCAGGUCCUGUCUACUUCAACCCCGGCAUUCCUUGAUAGUCUGAAGAUGACGACGUUUGUGCUGGGAACGAAGCCUCCGCGGCUAGAGCAUGUCAAGACGUACCCAAAGACCCAGGACGACAUUGUUCUUAUGGAUUGGAAGUUUAGCUUCACGCCAAACGACACGGCCGACCUUACUGCAAGGCAGGUCAAGAACAAGAUUAACCCCAAGGUUGUGCUAGAAAUCCGCGUCGGCAAAGGCCUUGUUAGCAAAGGUUUGGAUGUCAUCGUCGAGGAUAUGGCCUUUUCAGGUCUCAUGCGCCUCAAGUUCAAGCUACAGCUACCCUUUCCCCACAUUGAAAAAGUCGAAAUGUCCUUUAUGGAACGCCCAACCAUUGAUUACGUUUGCAAGCCGUUGGGCGGUGAGACUUUUGGCUUCGAUAUCAACUUCAUUCCGGGAUUGGAAACGUUUAUCAUGGAGCAGAUCCAUGCUAAUCUCGGCCCCAUGAUGUACGAACCCAAUGUUUUCCCCAUUGAAAUCGCCAAGAUGCUUGCUGGUAAUCCCGUCGAUCAGGCUAUUGGUGUUUUGCAAAUUCAUUUCCACGGCGCACAAGGCCUGAAGAAUCCCGACAAGUUCUCUGGCACUCCUGACCCCUACGCUACUGUUUCAAUCAACAAUCGCAAUGUACUUGGACGCACUAAGACUGUGCAUGAGAAUGCUAACCCGAGAUGGAACGAAACUGUCAACAUUAUUGUCACCUCGCUGAAAGACUCGCUUACCAUUAAUAUCUUUGAUUACAAUGAUAUCCGAAAGGAUAAGGAACUCGGUACCGCUACUUUCGCUCUGGAACAGCUCGAGGAGGAUCCCGAUCAUGAGAACUUACAGCUCGAGGUCAUGUCAGGCGGGCGAGCCCGGGGUCUGGUUUCAGCAGACGUUCGCUUCUUCCCUGUUCUGGGAGAGACUACUCUUGAAGACGGCACCAAGGAGCCACCGCCAGAGUCGCGGACUGGCAUCUGCAAGUUUACAGUAGAGCAGGCCAAGGAACUCGAUGGCAGCAAGAGCAUGAUUGGACAAUUGAGUCCGUAUGCCGUCCUACUCCUCAACGGACAUGAAAUCCACAAAUCACGCACCAUGAAACGAACCAACCAACCCAUCUGGCCAGACGCCUCUAAGGAGAUGCUCAUUACCGACCGUAAGAAGGCAAAGCUAGGCCUUGUAAUCAAAGAUGACCGCGAACUUGGAACUGAUCCGAUCCUUGGCACUUACCAAAUCACCAUUGAUGACAUGUUGGAGUUGAUGGCCAAGGGCCAUGAGUGGUACAACAUUGCCGGUACCCAAAGUGGCCGUGUGAAGAUGAAGCUCGAUUGGAAGCCUGUCGCACUCAAGGGGGCCGUGUCAUCGGGUGGUUAUCUUACGCCUAUCGGUGUCAUGCGACUGCACUUCCAAAGCGCUCGUGAGCUGCGUAACCUCGAAGCGCUCGGCAAGUCUGAUCCGUACGUCCGCGUUUUGCUCUCUGGCAUUGAAAAGGGUCGUACAGUCGUCUUCAAGAACAACCUCAACCCAGACUGGGACGAAGUCAUAUAUGUGCCUGUACACACCGUCCGCGAGAAGCUUACGUUGGAGGUUAUGGACGAGGAGAAUCUUGGCAAAGACCGCACAAUGGGACACAUUGAACUUCUGGCUGGUGACUACAUCAAGCAGGACGAGAACGGUGAAUAUCUUGAAUACGAACAAAAGCAGCCUACUGCAGGAGCUUUGAGGAUGGCCGGACAAUCUCAAUCUAGAGGCACGCUAAACUAUACCUGUUCAUUCUACCCAACCUACCCAACCUGGGAUCCUGAGGAAGACGAAGAAGAGAAUGAGGAAGAGAAGAAGGUUUCAGCUAAUGGCUCUGCAUCGGAUGACCCCAAGAUCGGCGGCCACCAGCGCGUAAUGUCCAAUUCUUCCCUCGCAAGCAAAGCCGAGACUGUAGGCACAAUCUCAUCACUCAAGUCGAGCGAGAAGGACAUGCUGAAGGAGCUUGAGAAGAACGAGCUGCAACAGGUUGAUUCAAUUCCCGAGAAGAGGGAGAUUGAAAAGCUGAGGCUUACUGCAGACGAGUUGCAGAAAUAUGAAUCUGGUCUACUUGUGUUCAAGCUCAUCGAUGGCGAGUUUGCCAGGACUGGUGGUCAUGUCGAUGUCAUUAUGGACGACAUGGCAUACGCUAGUUAUAUCAGCACCAAGAUCAGGAGUAAUAAGAUGACUUUCAACGACGUUGGUGAUACUAUGAUUCGAGAACUGGACUUUUCCAAGAUCACUCUCCGUAUCAUGGAGCAUGAUGACAACGACAGCGAAGACCAGGAUGACCAUGUCAUUGCCAAGUUGACUGGAAACACCAUUGACACGCUGCGGAAAGCUUUGAACACACCCACCACUUUUACCCUGAAAGAUAAGCAUGGACGCGACAACAGGAUCACUGUGCUGCUCAAGUACAUUCCCGUCAAGAUGCGCCUAGAUCCCAGCGAGUCAUUCAACAACCAGGGUACUCUCCGUGUAGACGUACUUGACGCGGCGGAUCUGCCUGCAGCUGACCGCAAUGGCUUCUCAGAUCCUUACUGCAAGUUUAUGCUCAACGACAAGGAAGUAUACAAGACCAAGACACAGAAGAAGACGCUUCAUCCUGCUUGGAAUGAGUACUUUGAAGUACCAGUGCGUAGCCGGACAGCAGCCGACUUUGUUGUUAACGUCUACGACUGGGACUUUGGCGACAAAGCUGACUUCCUUGGCAAAGCCUCCAUCAACCUGGAGAUUCUCGAGCCUUUUCAGCAACAAGAAGUUACACUCGCACUCGAUGGAAAAUCUGGUGCCAUUCGUCUGCGCAUGCUGUUCAAACCAGACUAUGUUAUGCGUUCACGCCAGGGCUCAAGUACCUUCUCUGGCACUUUUGCUGUUCCGGGCAAGGUCAUUGGCGCCCCCGUAAAGGGUGUCGGCAAGGGCGCUGCAUUUGUAGGCGGUAAUGUCGUUCGUGCAGGAACAUUCCUCGGCCGUGGCUUCAAGCGCAGAAAGUCUCGUGGCGAAGCCCCAGAAGACGAACCCGAGCGUCCAGACACUGCUACAGACCGGCCAUCGGCUGACACGCCCGUCAUCUCGAUCGAAGGUGAACCCAGCACACCCCCGAAGGAUGGUUCGAACCACAAUAGACAUCGUAGCUGGGGCGCUUCAAGCCUCCACAGUCGCUUUGGUGAUAACAAUGGUAUCGGCAGCGCAGAGCAAGGUACGGCCAACAUUACUGUCCUGAGCGCCGACGGCUUCGCCUCCAAUACCAAUCUCCGCGUACACAUUCAGCUCGGCAAGAAGGAAAUCCACAAGACAGAUCACAUCAAGGCUCCCCAGGGCUCUGCGACAUUCGACCCGUCCGAAGAGUCCUUCAAGGUGCCCUGUACCGCCGAUGCCUUUUUCAAAAUCAUCGUCAAGAACCACGCUAAAUUCGGUCGCGACGAGGAGCUUGGUGAGGCUCAGUUCACAGUUUCUGAUCAGGGCAGUGGCAGUGAACAGAACAUAGGUGUGGGCAAGGGUAUGGUAACGCUUCGCACAAGUUUCCAGCCCAGCGACGCUACGAGCCAGCAUGGUAGCAUUAGUCCAAGACCCAAAGGACGGGGUGGUCUGCUGAGGAGAGAUCGGAGUACGACGCCUGCUUAGGAGGAACGGAGUCGUCGAGGAAGUCUGAAGCAGAGUCUGCGGCGUUUUAGUGGUGGUAGUGGUGGCGGCGGCGGAGGAGGAGGAGGAGGAAAGGAUAUGGCAAUAGAGGCUUUGGUGGAAAGAAGGGGUACAAUCUCGGCGUUGAGGGGUUGGAUUAAGCAAGGUGAGCUAAGAAGGCAGGAUACAGUGGUUUGAUCUGGUCUGUU